This is a messenger RNA of Lathyrus oleraceus (garden pea), 901 nucleotides long. RefSeq names its product PLAT domain-containing protein 3. The coding region runs from base 111 to 692 and encodes 193 amino acids. Gene Ontology annotation, molecular function: protein binding. The transcript is spliced from 2 exons. The record is from RefSeq and is a predicted model, not a curated record. Lineage: Eukaryota; Viridiplantae; Streptophyta; Magnoliopsida; Fabales; Fabaceae.
AAUUCCAUCAAUUCUUCAUCUACCACAUAUCACUCCUCUAUUUAAGAACCCCAUCCAUUAUAACAUAUCCAUCACUAAACAGUUAUUUUCUCCCACUUCAUCUCCAUCUCAUGGCAAACCCAACUCUUCUCUUCACUCUCCUCUUUCUACUAUCAUUUUUCUUCGCCACAACCGUUACAUCCGACGAGGACUGUGUCUACACGGUGUACGUUAGAACCGGGUCGAUCCUCAGGGCAGGAACAGACUCAAACAUCAUUCUCACCUUGUACAAUGCAAAAGGGUACGGCAUAAAAAUCAACAACCUUGAAGCAUGGGGCGGGUUAAUGGGUCCGGGUUACAACUACUUUGAGCGGGGCAACCUUGAUAUAUUCAGUGGUAGAGCUCCUUGUUUGGAUGGACCCGUUUGCCAGAUGAACUUGACUUCAGACGGGUCGGGUGAUCAUCACGGUUGGUAUGUUAAUUACGUUGAGGUUACUACAACUGGGGUCCACUCUCCAUGUGCUCAGAAGCUCUUCACGGUGGAACAGUGGCUGGCCACCGACACGUCGCCGUAUGAGCUUUCUUUUGUUACGAACAACUGCCCGAAUACGUUGGGUCAGGCCGAGGCGAAACUGAAGGCCGUUGAUGCAGUCAGAUCCGGGUCUGGGUCUGGGUCUGAUUUCUCUAUAUUGGGCUCCACCGUGCGCGUGUAGAGUUUGAAAUCUACAUGAUUCUCUCUUGCUAUUGAAUAAUGAGGUGGUUCUUCUAUUUGUUAUGUUUUGGUUUUGUUUAUUUAUGCAGAUAGUGAGAGUCCUGCGUGGCUCUGUUUAGUUUGCAAAGUCACUGGGUUCCUCAUCUAGAACCCUUGUAUUUUUGUAUUAUUAUUGAAUAAAAAAAUUCACCAAGGACUUUUGGAUUUUAA